This is a messenger RNA of Leptidea sinapis, 1284 nucleotides long. RefSeq lists its product as uncharacterized. Gene Ontology annotation, cellular component: cyclin-dependent protein kinase holoenzyme complex; cytoplasm; nucleus. Lineage: Eukaryota; Metazoa; Arthropoda; Insecta; Lepidoptera; Pieridae. Gene Ontology annotation, biological process: mitotic cell cycle phase transition; regulation of cyclin-dependent protein serine/threonine kinase activity. The record is from RefSeq and is a predicted model, not a curated record. The transcript has 6 exons. Bases 1 to 1158 code for a protein of 385 amino acids. Gene Ontology annotation, molecular function: cyclin-dependent protein serine/threonine kinase regulator activity.
AUGAUCGAAUUAUUCAGUUUCAGUGUAGAUUCAAGACUAGUAAAUCAGCGACAACAACGAGAAGCGAAAAACCAAUUAAUUCAUAUUAGUGACGAUGAAGAAAUAAUAACAGAGAGACGUGAAUUAUUAAAUAUUAACGAUACAAAUGGCUCUCUAGGUAGUGUCUCUAGGAAAGCGGUUACUCCAGACAACAGAACAUCGAAAAACAUCAAAAAGAGUCUAAAGAGAUUGCAUAGCAGAAAAUUACUUGGAUUGACAUCUGAAAAUGAGGUUAGAAGGGAUGAUGAUGUUAAGAAACGUUUACAGUUCCAACAGACACAACCAUGUUUAUUGAAAUCAUCAGAAUCAUAUUUGCUUUCGUGCGAUGAAAGUUAUAUCCAGUCUUAUGAAUGCACUUUUCUGAAUCAUCUCAUAACGGAAGAGAAAACUUGGCCCGUCCCUAAUAUAAGCCCAAUUACUAGGGCUUGCGUACUUAACUGGGUAUUAAAAAUAAAUGGCAACAUUAGGAGUCCUGCUGGGGUCCAAUUUGCAGUCUGGUACCUUGAUACCCUGUUUACUACCGUAAGAAUUGAUUUGGAUAAGUUGCAGUUAGCAGCCACAGCCUGCUACUGGAUAGCAGUGAAAAUAGUCGGUCCAAGUAUAUCAGCAAAGAGCCUGGUCAGAUACUCGAACUAUUCUUUCCAGAUAAAGGAUCUAGUGAAGGCAGAGAAAACUAUAUUGACUCUACUGGAUUUUCGAACUAAAAAGGUGAUACCGCAAGAGUUCAUAUCGUAUCUGGUUUGGUCGUGCGACAGAGAGGCUGAAUGGCAGACCAAACUGGCUUCAACAUUCAUCUGCAUGACUAGUCUGAUAAUGGAUAAGGCAAUGUGCGGUCAGCUUCCAUCUACAAUUGGCGUGGCUGCGGUGAAGAAUGCCAUGGUGAUUCUCAAGAAGUUCGAACCGCUGGCUAAGUUGAAGCAAAAUAAAUUGUUCAUUGAGGCGGGAAAAAGGGACAAUUUCGAGGAAAUCUGUGAGAGGCAAAGGAAAUCUGUUUGCGGUCUUUUGAAACCGUCACCAUAUAAAGCGCCUUUAGAACUAUAUGGUAAACUUGAUAACAUCGUGGAAAUAGUUUUAUCUGAAAUCCAACAUCAACGCUGUGAAAACAGAUCUCAAGAUUGAAACUCAAAUAGUAAUUUAAUAUAUUUAAUAAUGCAAUUGUUAGAAUAUAAGGGCGUUGUAGUAUAAGUAAAUUUUUAUCAUAAUUUAAUUUAUUUAUGUGUAAUUUCGCAACUAUGACGGUACUUA